Molecule: messenger RNA, 429 nt
Organism: Prunus armeniaca (apricot)
Lineage: Eukaryota; Viridiplantae; Streptophyta; Magnoliopsida; Rosales; Rosaceae
Source: the annotation of a GenBank genome assembly
AUGGGCUAUUGUUCAGCUCAGUGCCUUGGUGUGUUCCGAGGUUGUCUGCGUUUGUGCUACUUGGACGUAGACACCAAUACUCUGUUUGUUUGGGAGUUGAAAGGAGAAAAAGAAGAUCAUUGUGAUGUGUUGGUGGUCGAUGGAGCUGCCAAAUUGUGCUUCAAACACAAGAAGACGAUUUAUCCGCUGGACCAAAUGUUUUGGGAUCACGAUGGUCUGGUGUUGGAGCUGCUAGCUUUUGACCCGAAUAAUGAGAAUUGCUUGUAUCUGAAUAUCGGCGGAGAUAUAAUCAGCUGCAACAUAAUUACAAGAAAGUGGUCCAAGGUAGCUUCAUUGGAGAGUGGGAUUAAUGUUAAUAGUUACUUCUACCCAUUUGUGCUCCCAUGGUGGCCGACACCAGUUCCUAGACUACCACAGCCCAUAGCUUAG